AUGGCCAGCACGGCGUUGUUGGCGCUCUGCUCCACUGGCGCGUUCAGCGGGCUGGCCGUAGAGGCAGGUGCAGGCGUGUGCCACGCCACACCCGUCUAUGCGGGCCACUCGUGGCACGAGGCCACCUUCCGGCUGGACAUCGCAGGCAGCACCCUGUCGCGCUACCUGCGGGACUUGCUGGUGGCAACGUGCCCUGAUCCAUCGCUGCGGGCCUUGCCCCGCAAGGCCAUCACACAGCUCAAGAAGCGCUGCUGCUAUGUGUCGCUGGACUUUGAGGGUGACCUUCGUAACUCUGACCGCCACCAUCCGGUCAGUUUCUGUUUAGGCAACGGGUGCUCUUUCUGCCUCAGCAGCGAGCGCUUCCGCUGCCCGGAACCCAUCUUCCAGCCGAGUCUGCUAGGCCAGGCCGAGCCAGGACUGCCUGCACUGGCCUUCCAGGCACUGCAGAGGGUCCCUGCGACUCUAAGGACGCGGCUGGCCGAUACCGUGGUGCUGGCCGGUGGUUCCACGCUUUUCCCUGGCUUCACUGAGCGCCUGGAAAUGGAGCUAGAGGCGCAGUGCCGGAGGCAUGGCUAUGGGGCACUGCGGCCUCACCUGGUGGCCAAGCCUGGGCGUGGCACAGCAGUGUGGACAGGUGGCUCCAUGGUGGCCUCCUUGCGUUCCUUCCAACAGCGCUGGAUAACCCGGGCCAUGUACCAGGAGUGUGGCUCCAGGCUGGUGCACAAAGUGUUCAACUGAGUCAUGUUGGACUGGAGGGGAGGUGCCACAUGAGGGGCACAGUGGGCUGAGCUAUAGCUCUAUCAGAGGCAUUGAGUGCCAAAUAAAAGUCUCAAGUGAUUG
This is a messenger RNA of Herpailurus yagouaroundi (jaguarundi), 840 nucleotides long. It is a transcript of the gene ACTL10, whose product is annotated as actin like 10. Bases 1 to 738 code for a protein of 245 amino acids. The record is from RefSeq and is a predicted model, not a curated record. The transcript has a single exon. Lineage: Eukaryota; Metazoa; Chordata; Mammalia; Carnivora; Felidae.